UUUUCUUUCCAGUUAAAAAAAAAAAAAACCUUCUAAACUCCAAAAUCCUUUUGAUCUCAUCAAUGGCGGAUUCGUCUGAGGAAACACUUCUCAACUCCCUCCGCAACGCCGGCGUUCGUCUCCCUCCCAACGUCUCCUCCAUCGGAGACCUCGAUCCCUCCGAUUUCGUCUCCAUCUGCGCUCAGUCUCUCAACCUCAUCGCCGGCGACACGGCGUCGUUUCCGACCUCCCUCCCCGCCGAUUCCUCCGUCGCCGAUCAGUUCAAGAGUUGUACGGACAUCGCUUCGGCGAUCAAGGAUCUCGGAUACCUCGCCGACAUUGGCUCCCACCAGUUCCUGUAUCCAUCUGAGGAGGAGUCGUGUAAAUUGAUUAGGUUUCUGGUGGAGAGGCUUUCUGAAUGUCCUCCGGAUGGUGGAAAAUUUGUCGAUUUUAACGUUUUUGGUGAGGGAAGCGAAGUGAAAAGAGAUGAAUUUGAGAGCUAUUUGGAGGAUUGGAUAGAGAAAACGGAUGAAAAUGGAGUGGAUAAUAAUUUGAAUAAACUUGAGGCCAAAUUGAAUGAUCUUAGGUUUACGAGUGAAGGAUCGGAAUCGAGGACUUUCAUGGCUAGAGGUGCUAAAAUUGAUUUGGAUAACAAAUUAGGGGAAUUCGACGAGAAUGGGUUGCCUAGGGCAUUGAAUUUGAAGAAUUCAAUUCAAGAUCUUUCAGAUAAUGGAAGAAAUGAAUCAAACAAUGAAGAAUCUGCAUCCGAAGAGAUCUUGAUUUCCUUAAAGGAUCGUUCUUUGAAGACAAGGUAUGAGAUUAAGGAGACACAAGAUGAAGAGAAUGUUUUCGUGGAUGAGGUGAUGGUGAAGGAUUCGACAUCACGUGAUCUUAAAGAAGAGUUGGAAUUGUUAAAAGCAGCUGCGGAAAUGGCAUUUGAUGACCGGCAUAGUGUUGAUUUUUACCUUGAGCAACUUAGGGAGAAAGUAGAAUCUAAAAGGCAUCAUCUUGAAGAGUUGUACUCUGAAUGGGAGGCUCUCAGAAAACCUUUGGAAGAGGAGAAGAGAAGUCUUCAAAAAAAAUUGUAUUCAGACAGGCCAGAGGCUGAAGAAAAGUUUUCAAAGCUGAAAGAGAUUGAGCUAGAAACACAUACUGUAUUAUCCGAUGUGGAAAAGAGGAAGGACGAACUUUCUGAACUUUCUAAAGAACUACAAGAGAAGCAACCCAACAUGGCAUCAAGGAAAUCCUACAUUGAUCGUGUGAAGGAGAUCACGAAGAACUGUCGGAAACAAGAUACUGAUAUAGAGCUGAUAUUAAAAGAUACAAGGGAGCUUCAGUUAGAGAGUAAUUCCAUCCAAGAACGUCUGCAUAGAACCUACGCCGUGGUGGAUGAGAUAGUAUUUAGGGAAGCUAAGAAGGAUCCAGUUGGAAGACAGGCAUAUAGGCUUCUUACAAGCAUCCACGAGAGCUUUGAACAGAUUUCCGAGAAAAUCUUGGCGACAGAUAGAGUACGACGAGAAGUGGCUGAGCGUGAGAAGAAGCUUGCAACCAUGGCUUCGCGAAGCUUAAAUGUGGACAAACUGCAGGCUGAUCUUGAUUCAAUCAUGAGGGAGAAUGAGCACCUAGAGAAAUCGCUCGAGGGCAAAGAGGAUCGAUGAAUUUCUUGUAACAGAGUAUAUUCUUUCAUUCACCACAUGUUGGACAAUUUGGUUGCAAUUCUUUCUCAUAGUUUGGAUUCACACAGAAAAUUAACUUUACUCUUCUUCAAAGAGGGAAUUUUUAAAGGGGAAAUUGUGUUGAGUGGUCUUUUUUAACCAUCUUUUUUCAUAAAUGG
This is a messenger RNA of Morus notabilis, 1813 nucleotides long. RefSeq names its product coiled-coil domain-containing protein 22. Bases 63 to 1637 code for a protein of 524 amino acids. Gene Ontology annotation, biological process: positive regulation of ubiquitin-dependent protein catabolic process. Gene Ontology annotation, molecular function: cullin family protein binding. The record is from RefSeq and is a predicted model, not a curated record. The transcript is spliced from 6 exons. NCBI's taxonomy places the organism in Eukaryota, Viridiplantae, Streptophyta, Magnoliopsida, Rosales, Moraceae.